UCCUGCAGCCUCUUGAGCUAAUCUGCUGGGAAAAUGAACGGAUUUGCUGCAGUUCUCGUUUUGCUGGGAGUCUUCUGGACUCAGGCUUCUGCAUUGGAAAGCUUUGUCCUGCGAGAGCCUGGCAGCUCCUAUGUGGCAGGGACGAUGACGAUCCACAGUGAGAACCAGAUUGUUGAAGUCCAUGUCCGUUCUGGUAUCUACUCCUCUGAUACCAUUUUUGACUACUCAAAAGGGUACAUUGCCACCAGACUGUUCUCUCGGAAGGCCUGCUUCAUCCUGAAAAUCAGCAAGAAGUACAUCCCCGAGCUGCAGCAGAUUGGGCGCCUGGCGUUCGAGAGAAAGACAAUGAACUCAAUCUACUCCCCAGAUAACGUCUGGGUGGAGUUCCAGUCUGGCCAUUCCCUCUUUGGCAACCUCAAGAACUGGUUCCGCUACGGCGACCACAUCAAACAGCUCUGCUCGGGGCUGCCUCUCUACCAGCUGGAAAAGACUCAGAAACCACUGAAUAACCAUGGCUGUGCCAGUGCAGGAAUUCCAAGCAUUUUGGGCAUUAAAAUCUGUGAAAAAAUGAGUUAGUCUGGAUUUGGACAACUCUGCUGCCUGGAGGUGGCUUCUUUCUCUGCAUGCUGUUGACCUUCUUUUGUCAGUCCUAAGCUUUGAGUGCAACAAACCUGUGAUGUACAAAUAAAGAUAGUGCAAGAGUGAAA
Molecule: messenger RNA, 707 nt
Organism: Pogoniulus pusillus (Red-fronted tinkerbird)
Lineage: Eukaryota; Metazoa; Chordata; Aves; Piciformes; Lybiidae
Gene: GKN2
Product: gastrokine 2
Exons: 6
Coding region: 34-576 (180 amino acids)
Biological process (GO): regulation of cell population proliferation
Source: RefSeq, a predicted model, not a curated record